CUAAACGCGUUUGCUUGGACCACUGGAUAAGCGCCGGCUGUGAGUGCAGUUUGCCAGUGUCGGUAUGAAAUACGUGAAGUUUUGGGUGACUGAUGGGAAACAGGGGACCGAAUCGAAGGCUUUUUUUAAGUGUCACGGCCCAUCCGAGACAUAAAGCGCGUGAUGGUUAUGAAUGAAAAGAGCCCCGGGGUCCGCUUGCCGCCCGUACUCGUGUGCGCCCCCUGGUGGCGGGUGACCAUGUCGUUCCCGAACUAGGAAGAGGAAACCGACGCAUGAAAGGAGGAUACCUGCUUCCAUGUCAGCUCUGCGGACGUAUAUACCGACGAAAUAAAGCUACCCGGCAGAUCGAAGGCAGACUACACACUGCGGACAAGAGCGGCGUCUGAGUAAACCCUAAAGCUUUUCUUAGCAGAACAUGGCAGACGGGGGGGAUUUAGACGGAGACGACGAUCCGCCUAAUAUCGGCAAUCCAGUGGUGACGGUUUCGGAUAUGUCCGGCACCUCGCCCGCAGGCCGUAAUUUGAAGGAGUGGCUGCAGGAGCAGUACUGUGACAAGCCGCUGGAGCAGUGUGAUGACAUGCGGCUGCACAACGCUGCCUACGUGGGCGACCUGGACACGCUGCGCAGCCUGCUGCAGGAGGACAGCUUUAAACGUGCCACUGCACCGACCACAUACAGGCGCAUCAAUGAGAAAUCGGUUUGGUGCUGCGGCUGGCUCCCAUGCACCCCACUGCGCAUCGCUGCCACGGCAGGUCACAGCGACUGCGUGGCCUUCCUCAUCAGCCAGGGUGCUGAGGUGGACCUGGUUGACGUCAAGGGCCAAACUGCACUCUACGUGGCCGUAGUCAAUGGGCACCUGGACUGCGUGCGAAUCUUGCUGGAGGCAAGCGCGGACCCUAACGGCAGCCGGCACCACCGCAGCACACCUGUUUACCACGCGUCACGGGUGGGCAGGGUGGACAUCCUCAAGGAGCUCAUCAGGUUUGAUGCAGAUGUGGACGUGGACCACCAGCUGGGGCCGCGGCCCCUGUUCAGUGCGCGCACGCUGUCCUCGCUGGUGGUGUGCCCGCUGUACAUCAGCGCCGCCUAUCAUCACCUGGGCUGCUUCCGUGUGCUGCUGCAGGCCGGCGCCGACCCCGACUACAACUACACAGGCCCGGUGUGCCGUGAGGCAUUGCAGCGGGGCCUCGCCGCCUGCCUGCUGGACGCUGUGCUGCGGCACGGUUGCGAGCCUGCCUUCGUUCGGCUGCUGCUGGAGCACGGCGCCAACCCCAACCUGGUGCCCUGGGACGAGCAUCCUGGCUUAGACGCCGUGGGGCGCGUCAGGCUCAGGAUGGAGCCCGAGGCGUUACGGCUUUACCAGGAGGCUCGCAGGAUCCCUCGGCGGCUGACCCAUCUCUGCCGCAUCUGUGUCCGCCGGGCACUCGGAAAAUGUCACCUGGGGGCCAUCCCGUCCCUCCCCCUGCCUGAUACUAUCAAGCUCUUCCUGCUGCAUGAGGAUCGCUGACCUCUGACUAUGGAGCAUGGAGGGGGGGUGUUGGCAUCUCUCUUUCAGAGGAACCCCCCUGUUUUUCCACUCACCCCCGCCCCCAGCCUGGCGGCUGUGAGGUUUGGCUUCAAGCACACAAAUGGGUGGGAUUUAUCUUUGGGAAACGAGCUUCCACACCUCCUACUGAUAGCAUGGGGGCUGCUGCACUGGGGACUGGACUGAGAGCAAUUGUGGUGGGGGCUUGGACCCAUCACGGCUUCCAAAUUGCAGAGCUGCCACCAUUUACGGGGCAUCAAGGGUGCUGUGCCGAUGCAGACUGUCAGACAUGCCAUCCAGUAGUGCGUUAGCAUCACUCUAGGCCCCCUAGCCAUCACUGGUAGGUGCUCUGUAAGCCCUACCCCUUUGCUGUUGGUCACUGUACAGUGUUGAUGUAUGGUCUUUUCGUGGUGCCUUUUUACCUUGUGGACGUGGCUUAUUGGCAUCAGUCUGAGUCUUGACAAUCUCACUCUCUGCGUCUGUGUGACGGUAAUAAACUCUCCCCUCCCUGGU
This is a messenger RNA of Brienomyrus brachyistius, 2038 nucleotides long. It is a transcript of the gene asb1, whose product is annotated as ankyrin repeat and SOCS box containing 1. Gene Ontology annotation, biological process: intracellular signal transduction; protein ubiquitination. Gene Ontology annotation, cellular component: ubiquitin ligase complex. Lineage: Eukaryota; Metazoa; Chordata; Actinopteri; Osteoglossiformes; Mormyridae. The coding region runs from base 416 to 1507 and encodes 363 amino acids. The transcript is spliced from 5 exons. Gene Ontology annotation, molecular function: protein binding. The record is from RefSeq and is a predicted model, not a curated record.